GCGUGGAGCGCGGUGCCCCAGGGCGGGUUCUGGCCGCCGCCGGAGCACGCCAGGGCGGUCAACAGGGGCUACCCCGUCCAGGGCCUCGAGCACCAGGGCCUCUGCGUUCGCGCGUCGCACCUCGUCGCGGUGCCACCAGCCGACGCCGGGCGGCGCCGCGACGGCGCGCGGCGGGCCAGCGCGCCCUGCGAGCUGGCGCGGACGGCGCCGGGCGCGUUGGGCAGGGCGCAGGCGCACGGUGCCUCGCAGGCGGCGCCGCCGGCCGUGCCGGACGCGCCGGAGAAGCUGCCGGAGCCGCCGCGGCAGGGGUGCGACAGCCUGUCGACGACCCCGUCGGGGAGCGUCUGCCUGCAGAACAGCGUCUCGGUCUCCUCCUUCACCGACGAGGCCAACAGGACGGCGGAGAGGCUCUUCGACUCCCUUGUCGGCGUGCCGCUGCAGCCGGAGAGCGCGCCCCUGGCCGUGGCAGCCGCGCCUCGAGCGCCAGCCGGCCCGCGCUCGCGGGCGGCAGCCCCGCCGUCUCGGCGCGGGCCUGCGGGGCGCGCUGGAGGUGA
Prorocentrum cordatum is the source of this 554-nucleotide messenger RNA. The record is from the annotation of a GenBank genome assembly. NCBI's taxonomy places the organism in Eukaryota, Dinophyceae, Prorocentrales, Prorocentraceae.